Messenger RNA from Trametes versicolor FP-101664 SS1, 2115 nucleotides. RefSeq lists its product as uncharacterized. The record is from RefSeq and is a predicted model, not a curated record. The coding region runs from base 1 to 2115 and encodes 704 amino acids. NCBI's taxonomy places the organism in Eukaryota, Fungi, Basidiomycota, Agaricomycetes, Polyporales, Polyporaceae. The transcript has 3 exons.
AUGAGGCAGAGAGGCUUAUCUGAUAACGAUAGAUUGUUUAGGCGCGCGCUUGAGAACCUCCGAGUGAAGUGCUGCACCGAGGCUGAUCGUGCGCUGUUCCGUUCCAGGAUUAUCCGUCGGUCUCCUCACGUCAAUUUCACGACCAUCGGGGGGACCUCUAUCAUAACAGCGCGCAAUUCGCACCGUGACGCUAUCAACAACCUAGGGUCUCGAAUGUUUGCAGCUCACCGCGGACAGAAGCUACACACCUUCCGAUCGGUCGACACAUGGAGUUCAGAGCGCACAAACCGCUCGGUGCGCCGAGGUCAGCGAGACUAUGACAAUUCCGUAAACCCCGUACGUAGUACUAAUACGAUUCAUCGGACCAUACAGGAAAUGCUGUGGGACAUACCGCCCUGUAUGACUGAGCAUCAUGCUGGGACGCUCAGGCUCUGUCUAGGGAUGCCGGUGCUGUUGAAAAACAACGAGGCUACGGAACUGUGCGCGACCAACGGUGCAGAGGGCGUCGUAUACGACUGGCAAGCUUCUUCUCUGCCCAAUGGUGAGAAGCAUAUUGAUGUACUGUUUGUGCGGCUUAUCAACCCGCCGAAGAACGUGCAGAUUGAGGGACUACCGCAGAAUGUGGUUCCUAUACCAAGUACCAAGAAGCGUGUCAAGUGCGUGGUUCCCACUGGAGCCCGCCACAUAUACGUGGACCGGGAGCAAGUUAUGGUCCUCCCAAAUUUUGGUAUGUCUGACUUCGCGUCGCAAGGACGAACUCGCCCCUUUAAUCCUUGCCAUUUGAAGUACUGCAGAACAUCGCAAUCUCUUUAUACGUGCUUGUCACGCAGUGCGUCUCUGGAAGGGACAGUUAUUAUCGGUGAGUUUGACGAUAGCAAAAUGUCUGGUGGUUUACCCGGACCGCUGAUGCGCGAAUUCAUCGAUUUCGAGGUGCUAGACGAUGUCACAAGAUUAGACUUCGAGGGAAAGCUGGCAAAAACGGUACCACGCUCUUACCGAUCCGAGACGAUUGCUGCGUUCAUGAGCACAGUGAGUACACCAUAUCAGCCGCCUCAUAUGCACAGCGCGUUGGAUUGGUCAUCGUACCGGACAGUUGUCCCAGAGGGGCGACCCUUGGAAUGGCGUCUGCUAUCCAAGUCCCGCAAGGGAGAUGUACAACUCGAACCAGCUUCCUCAAACGCUGCGGAUGGGCAUGCUCGUCCGGGCAAGCGUAAGCGGAACGGGAUUUCAUUACAAGAACGUCCCCCUAAGCAGCGUAAAAAGGUCAAUCCAGCAUCAGCCUCGGCGGCCUCGGGUACGAAGGAAUUGCAGCCUCGCCGCGGGUUUAUAUGGGACUCCGCAAAUUAUAGCUGCGCGUACGACAGCUUGUUGACUAUUCUGUGGAACGUCCGGUUGGAUUAUUCGAGUGCCUUCGUUGAUACAACUAAGGGUUUGUCUCCCGCCAUGGACGAGCUGCACAGAUGCUUCGAGAUGGUUGAUGCUGGUUCUGAUUCGAUGGAGGGAGGUCGCAACUGCUUCAGAGACUUCUUGUAUUCUAUGGACUCAACACGUUUCCCUCGACGGGGAGCCGCUUUGACGGCCGUAGCGGACGUCAUAGAGCAGCUAGUAAGGAGUAGUACGGGUUAUGGUUAUCGUGUCCGAACUUGCGCGUCAUGCGCGCGAGUCGAUAUAGGUCGCGGCGGCGCAGGCGGACAGCCAGUUGAACCCGUAUUGCUGUCGAAGCUUGUUGUUGAUGCUCUUAUGGGUGGGGCGGCACAGCCUUGCAGACGGUGCGGCUUCCCCGCAAAUUCUAAGUUAGUACUUGAGGUCAUCCCGCCACUUCUGUGCGCCGAAGUGUAUACAGUGGGUGGUCUUCCGAAUCACUCAGUGGAAAGGAGCUUGAGGUUGGAAGUGAAUGGUCGCGUGCGCGUUUGGUGCCUACGUGGUCUAAUAUACUGGGGAGCUGAUCAUUUCACUUCCAGAUUCAUUGACGGCGAGGGGCGUGUGUGGUUUCAUGAUGGCAUAUCAACCGGGAGCCAAUGCGUACUCGAAACCACUUCUGAUGUUGACCCGCCGGAUUUGCUCCAUUUAGGACAAUGCGCCCUCACUCACGCGAUAUUUGUGCUAGAAAGCUGA